Messenger RNA from Myodes glareolus (Bank vole), 3574 nucleotides. The record is from RefSeq and is a predicted model, not a curated record. NCBI's taxonomy places the organism in Eukaryota, Metazoa, Chordata, Mammalia, Rodentia, Cricetidae.
CCCCAAACAAAGGACCCGCCGGGUCCUAGUGCCCGCCUUCUCAGACACCUUCGCGCCUCCGGGUCCUAGCGCCGGCGCAUCGCUUGCUGCCCACCCUGCCCACCUCUAUCUCUGCGGGUGCACAGUACCUGCCCCCACUUUACUUGCCUUUACCUUUCGUCUUGUGCGCUGGCCUCCAGCUCCCAUCCGUCCUGCACCUGCUUUGGCUCUACCCAUCUGCAACAGUCCUCUCCACGUGUUUCCCACGCACCCCACUUCUGUGCCCCCCUUCCCACCCCCUUGAUCCCUAGCCUUUUGCCCCGCACCUUAGCUUUUUACCACGUUUCCCAGCCUGGUGCAGUAUUCAUGAGCCCCCCGCCCCCCGCUUUAAUUCAUCCAUCCUCCAUCCAUCCAUCCAUCAAUCCAUCAUCCUCCCUACCUCCCUCCAGUUCAUCCAUCCAUGCCUACAAGCCUCCAUCCUUUCCUGGGCUUCUUGCCCUGCCCCUUGGCUCUCUCCCUUGACCCCUAUUUUCUGUAGGCCCUUUGAGUGCCUUUGGUGAGCAGGCCUGCAGCCCCUUCUGAUCUUUGUCUCCUGGGCCCCAGGGAGCACCUGGCCUCGUGGCCUUUCGGGGUGACAACAAGCAUCACACCCCUGAAGAAGUUUGCAAGUGAGAAGAGGUGGAGGAGGAGAUGGCUUUAAUGACACUUGUUCUCCUUUGAGACAACUGACUUCCAGCUCUGUUCCCUCAUUCUCCACACUUGGAUUUAAGGGACUUAGAAGAGUAGGAGCUGCCCCUUGUCUUUUGCAUGCCUAACCCACUCCCACUCAUGUCUGGGUGUUACUAUUGCCAAUAAUCAUCUCAUCCCAAAAAGGGGCAACUCCUUAGUGAGCAUUAGAGAGCCAACCUAGAAGGGAGUCCAGGCCACCCUUGGACAGCCCCAUGCUGAGUGGGCUAAGAUGGGGCCCUUGUCAGGGUCUAGGUGCACUGAGAACCGGAAAUGGAGUCAGACGGAUUUGGUGACUCAGAAUUGAUCCCCCCCCCAAGGGACAGGGAGGGGGCUUAGAGGAGGGGAGGUGAGGAGUGAGGUAGGGGGAUGGGGAAAGAGCUGCUUUGCACAGCUAAGAUGUUUUUGUCAUUAACCCAGAAACUGAGGUACAAGGGCAACCCCUGGACAAAGCCCCCCUAAGAAGGGGAGGGGCUUGCGUAGCUGAUCAAGGAGACUUUGAAGAUGCCAAAGGGUCCAAAGACAGCAGUUUCUCUACUCUAUGGCCAUCCUAUCAGUGCAGGACCUGAGAAGCUGAGUGUAACUUUGAUGAUACUAUGGGGCUGAACUGGAGGAGAGUAGCAAAAACAUGAAGAAGUUGGACGCCAUGACCCUCAUUAAAGAAGACAUGUCCAUCUUCGGGCACUGCCCCGCCCAUGACGACUUCUAUUUGGUUGUGUGUAACCACUGCAGCCAGGUGGUGAAACCUCAAGCCUUCCAGAAGCAUUGCGAAAGAAGACAUGGGCCCCUCAGCAAGCUUUAUGCCCGGGCCCCACCCCCACCUCCAGCCCCUGCCAGCUCUCAGAAAUGCCAUGUAGUGAAUGGGCAGGGCCCAGCUUGUAGAGCCCCAGGUUCUACCAAAACCUCCUCCAGGGAGAAGGGCCAGGGGUCCCGGAGCCGUGGCCAUCAGCCUCCUGAGAAGACCCAGAAGGACAACCUCUGCCUUUUCGUGCCUGUGGUGAAUCUGGAGAAGAUGUCCAGUCUCCCGAAGCCUGAUGGACAAGGAGUCAGGGUGGCUCCACCCUCUGCUUUCCUCAGUCAGCCAGGAGGCCUCCCCAAGGACUCCCCUGGAAAAGUCCCCACGGCCCCCUCUCCUAAAGAUCCUCCUGGCAGAGAGAACAUCGAGUUAAUUCCUGGUGAGGGCUCCAAUCACCGGGCCGAAGGCAGCCCCCCGGAGAAGGAGCCCAGUGGAGCCAGGCUGCCUCCUAAAACCCACCGAAAGAUGGCUCGUAAAGAGUUUGACCUCAACAGGCAGUGUGGGGUCAUAAAUCCAGAGACCAAGAAGAUCUGUACGCGACUAUUGACCUGCAAGAUCCACUCAGUGCACCAACGCAGGGAGGUCCCAGGCAGGACCAAGGAUUUUGACGUGCUAGUGGCUGAACUGAAAGCCAACUCUCGCAAAGGAGAAUCUCCCAAGGAAAAGAGCCCAGGAAGAAAAGAGCCAACUCUCGAGCGCCCCUCUCAGGAGCUUCCCUCUGCCAUCCAGGGUGCAGCGGUAGCAGCUGCCCCCAGCAGCACCUCUGCUCGUUCUAAGCAGGCCUAUCCAUACUGUGCAUUUCCCAGGUCCCAGGCCUCCUCUGAGAGUGAGGUGGAUGAUGAAGGUCCCUGUGGUGGUGAUGGGGAUCCAGGCCUGUUCCCUUUCCCUCUGCCCCGGGGUGGGGCCCAGGCCUCCAGCGAGGAGAGUGAGGAGGAGGGGACCUCUGAUGACCUCCACUUUCCCCCUGACUGCCAUUAUGCAACCCGGCCCCCUAGGCCACAGGCGUUUUGCACAUUUGGAAGCCGGCUGGUGAGCCCAGGAUGCUACGUGUUUAGCCGCCGGCUAGACCGGUUUUGCUCAGCACUCAGCUCCAUGCUGGAACGGCACCUCAGCUCACACAUGUGGAAGAAGAUCCCACCAGCGGCUGAACCUCCAUCCCAUCUUGUCAGUCCCUCCUUAGCUGAUCCCCUGAGUCCAUCCUCUAUGGGCAGCUGCCCCCGACUCCCAGGCCCAUCCCCCCGACCUGCCUGCCCAGCCUCCAUACCCCCCAUGAAGGACAGCCUUGUCCCUAGCUACCCUGCAGGCUCUCCCAGUGUAGCAGCUGCCUGCAGCCAGGCAGAGUGCAUGGGCGGUAGCCAGGCUAUUACCUCACCACUGCCUGCCAAUACUCCAUCUCCGUCCUUCAGCAAGCUGCCACCUUCCAAGGCCAGCAAGUCGUCCAAAAGCAAGGAAGGGGUGGAGAUGGAGGCCCCUUCUCGAAAGCGGAAGUUAUCCCCUGGCCCUACCACUUUCAAACGGACCUGCAUCCUGGAACCUGCUGGAAAAGGCAAACCCUCUGGCUGUCGGGGUCUCUCAGCCAAGACUAAAACAACCCUGAGCAUGGGGCUUAAUGGAACAGUGGGGCCAAGAGUGAAAAGAGCAGGUCCCUUGGACUGUCGGGGUUCCCCUCACUCAUCCCCCAUACCAGUCAAGGCUUCUCAAAUAGAGAACCGGGGAGCAGCUGGACACCCAGCUAAGGUCCUGCCAACCAACUGCCUCUCCGAGGAGGAGGUAGCCAAGAAGCGGAAAAACCUGGCCACUUACUGCCGGCCAGUCAAGGCCAAGCACUGUCAGGCGGGUGUCCCUCCUGAUGGCACCUGCUCUGUUCGUCGUAAGAAACCAGGUCCAGCCCUGCCCUUUGAGGAGAAGUGCUCUACACUGAAGUCAAAAGCCCAUUAACGAGAAAGUGCCUGCCCACUGCAACGGAGCCGCCAGCACCUCCUCCCCUCCAGAUCCGGGCCCCAGGCUGCUGCCGCUUUUUAUAACUUUAUAUUAUUUUUUUUAAGAAAAAAAAAACUCUUUAAAAUACCUCAA